This is a messenger RNA of Abrus precatorius (Indian licorice), 1095 nucleotides long. RefSeq names its product probable mannitol dehydrogenase. Gene Ontology annotation, molecular function: zinc ion binding; cinnamyl-alcohol dehydrogenase activity. Lineage: Eukaryota; Viridiplantae; Streptophyta; Magnoliopsida; Fabales; Fabaceae. Gene Ontology annotation, biological process: lignin biosynthetic process. The record is from RefSeq and is a predicted model, not a curated record. The transcript has 5 exons. The coding region runs from base 1 to 1095 and encodes 364 amino acids.
AUGUCGAACAUGUUAGUAAGAGAAGAAAACGAAAAAAUUGGUGCUUAUGGGUUGGCUGCUAGAGACACCUCUGGAAUUCUCUCUCCGUUCCACUUUACCAGAAGGGCAAAUGGGGAUAAUGAUAUCACCCUCGACAUCCUCUAUUCUGGAAUUUGCCACUCAGACCUCCACAUGGUGAAGAACGAGUUUGGAAUGUCCAUCUAUCCAAUGGUUCCUGGGCAUGAGAUUGUGGGUAAAGUGACAAAGGUGGGUAGCGGAGUCACAAAAUUCAGUGUUGGUGACAUAGCUGGAGUCGGUGGCGUUGUGGGUUCGUGUGGCUCAUGUUCUGACUGCAACAAGGGCUUUUAUGUAUACUGCCCAAAAAUGAUUUUAACCUACAGUGCCCAGUACCAUGAUGGAUCAAUAACCCAAGGUGGAUACUCAGAUAAGCUAGUGGUUGACCAAAACUUUGCCGUGCUAAUCCCCAAAUCACUGCCACUAGAUGGUGCAGCCCCGUUGCUAUGUGCUGGAAUCACAGUGUACAGCCCAUUGAAGUAUUAUGGGCUUACUCAGCCCGGAUUGCACUUGGGUGUGGUGGGCCUGGGAGGCCUAGGUCAUGUGGCUGUCAAGUUUGCUAAGGCUUUUGAUAUGCGUGUCACUGUAAUUAGUACUUCUCCCAUCAAGAAGAAGGAAGCAUUGGAAAAGCUUGGUGCCGAUUCAUUCUUGGUCAGUCAAGACCAACAACAGUUGCAGGAUGCCAUGGGCACAAUGGAUGGCAUUAUUGACACAGUUUCAGCUAAUCACUCGGUCCAAUCACUAAUUGGUUUGUUGAAAACAAGUGGAAAGUUGAUUUUGGUGGGUGCACCAACCAUGCCUCUUGAUGUAUUAGCUCUGCCCUUGCUUUUGGGGAGAAAGAUGAUUGCUGGUAGUGCAGGUGGGGGGAGGGAAGAAAUGCAAGAGAUGAUGAAUUUUGCAGCAACACACAAUAUUACGGCGGAUGUGGAAGUUAUUCCGAUGGACUACGUGAACACUGCUUUUGAGAGACUAAAAAACAAUGAUGUUAAGUAUCGCUUUGUCAUUGAUGUGGCAAAUAGCAUAAACUGCAUGUCCAAUUAG